AAGACUGCUUAGUGCACUGGUGGCUGUUUUAAUGCAAUAGUGUUGUUAACUGUCUGAAGACUAAACAUGAGAAUAGCAGGUGCUGCAAAGUUGGUAGUAGUCAUAGCAAUAUUUUUAUUGACGUUUUAUGUCAUAUCUCAAGUGUUUGAAAUAAAAAUGGAUGCAAACUUAGGACACAUAUUUGCCAGAUCAGCACUGGAUGCAGCUGCACGCUCUACAAAACCUCCAAGAUACAAGUGUGGGAUCUCUAAAUCUUGUCCUGAAAAGCAUUUUGCAUUCAAAAUGUCAAGUGGAGCAGCAAAUGUAGUUGGACCUAAAAUUUGUGUAGAGGAUAAUGUUUUAAUGAGUGGAGUUAAAAAUAAUGUUGGCAGAGGAAUAAAUAUCGCCUUGGUCAAUGGUAAAACAGGAGAAUUAUUAGAUACUAAGUUUUUUGACAUGUGGGGAGGAGAUGUGGCCCCCCUUAUUGAAUUUCUGAAGACCAUCCAGGAUGGAACAAUUGUGUUAAUGGCAACGUAUGAUGAUGGUGCAACCAAGCUUAAUGAGGAAGCACGGAAACUGAUCGCUGAAUUAGGAAGCACCUCCAUUACUAACCUUGGCUUCAGAGACAACUGGGUCUUCUGUGGUGGAAAAGGAAUUAAGACUAAAAGUCCAUUUGAACAGCAUAUAAAGAAUAACAAGGACACAAACAAGUAUGAAGGCUGGCCAGAAGUUGUUGAGAUGGAAGGCUGUAUCCCUCAGAAGCAAGACUAAAUGAAAACAGAGGAAAAGGAGAAAGACUAUGGAAGAAAAUGCACUUUCUGCUAUUAUUAGAGAGAGGGCUAUGAAGGAGACUGUACUGUAAAAAUUAUUUUUAAAGCAUGCAGCCAUCUUGUCAGUGUGUGCAUGAGCACUGACAUUUUGAAUAUUGGGAUUAUUUAUUGCUAACACACAUAGAAAUUCUUUUUGUAAAUAUGUCCAAAAUAAACAUUCAAUCAUUUCUAUGCAGGUUUCUUAAAAGCACAGUAUUUAGUUUGCCUGUGGUAAAUAAUACUUGUAGAUAGCUGGCUAAUAAAUUACAUAUGUGAACAAUAAACAGAUUGUGACAAAUGUA
Ficedula albicollis (Collared flycatcher) is the source of this 1090-nucleotide messenger RNA. It is a transcript of the gene FAM3C, whose product is annotated as family with sequence similarity 3 member C. Bases 67 to 750 code for a protein of 227 amino acids. The record is from RefSeq and is a predicted model, not a curated record. The transcript has 10 exons. Lineage: Eukaryota; Metazoa; Chordata; Aves; Passeriformes; Muscicapidae.